This is a messenger RNA of Brassica napus (rape), 1056 nucleotides long. Its product is annotated as E3 ubiquitin-protein ligase SP1-like. Lineage: Eukaryota; Viridiplantae; Streptophyta; Magnoliopsida; Brassicales; Brassicaceae. The transcript has 8 exons. Gene Ontology annotation, biological process: organelle organization; protein ubiquitination. The record is from RefSeq and is a predicted model, not a curated record. The coding region runs from base 81 to 830 and encodes 249 amino acids. Gene Ontology annotation, molecular function: ubiquitin-protein transferase activity.
UUCGGUUCAACAUUAAAAAAAAAACAAAAAAAAACAUAAAAAGUCCAUAUCUUUUUCUUUUUUUUUUCUUACGACAGGUGAUGUAUCUUGUAGCUGCUGCUGUAUGUUGCGGCCUUGGCAUCCUAAUCAGAUUUUCAAGCGGCAGUAACAAGAUGACUUGUCAGCUUCUACGUGAAGCUAUACCGGUGAAUGACCUGAAAGGAUUGGGGGAAUGUCUUGAAAAUAAGGAGAUAAAAAAACCCAUUGUUGUGGUGCGUGGAACAGUUGGAUCAACCUCGACUGUGGAUAACAGCUGUCUGGGAGUUUUCAUCGAGGAAACGGCUUCACUUGAUAUUGAGAAGAUGAAUGCCUUUGGUUCAGUAAUACCGGAAUCUAAAACCAAUUUCCUUAGCCGUAAGGAAGUUCCUUGGUAUUUGGAUGAUGGUACUGCUCGAGUGUAUGUAUGUAAUUACCAACUUGCGGAAGGGUUUUAUGAUACAUUAAAAAAAUACUUGUCUAAGGAACCAGUGAUUACAUACUUAAAAACCUUUGCUUCUGAUGGAAAAGAAAAACUGAUCAUGGUUACUGAUGCUGAUUGUUGGAAGCGUCAGAAAGUUCUUGAGAUUGGCACGGAUUUGACCGUUGUUGGUACGGCUAUGAGAGACAAAGAUGGAGCUCCCACGAUAGCAGACGCAUAUCGGUUCUUCAAUGGACAUAUCGAACUUGACGAUUUUGUUAAUUAUCUUGAAUCAGGAUUAGAGACUGGUGGGAAUUUAUCCUUAUACUUAAUAGCUCUGAGUGCGGUUUUGGUCGCUCUGAACAUGUUGCAAACUGAUGCAGAUGACAUCUGACUGGUAAAAGAUCGCAAUGAACAAGCUUUAUAUUACUGCCUUUUGUUUUUGUUUUUGUGUUAAGAUUUCAUAAUCUAUUAGUCGCUGACUUUAUAUGUUUAUCAAUCAGAUUUAAAUAAAGAACGUGAUUGUGUUGGUCCUGUUGGAUAUGAUAAAUGUAAGCGAACAUGUGUGUAUAUUGAUCUUAAUCUUAUAUGCUUGUGGGGGUGGUGGUUAUGUUUUAUAA